Messenger RNA from Alosa alosa (allis shad), 855 nucleotides. RefSeq names its product lectin-like. The record is from RefSeq and is a predicted model, not a curated record. The transcript is spliced from 4 exons. The coding region runs from base 380 to 736 and encodes 118 amino acids. NCBI's taxonomy places the organism in Eukaryota, Metazoa, Chordata, Actinopteri, Clupeiformes, Clupeidae.
AAGGGCACAAACGCCGACGUCACACUGUGGUUUAAUAUCGAAAUGAGACAGACUGUUUCUAACUCACUUGUCCGGUGCAUUGCUGUCUCCUAUCCACUUUGUCUUAACAGUACAACUACCGUCAUCGAUUCGGACAAAACGGAGAUGGCUAAAAAUAAUAGUUAAAAUGUAUGAUAGCAGAGCAGAGGUAACAAUUCUGCCAUCAGACUAGCAUGUGCUUCCUCUGUUCCUUGUCCGCACCUCUUACCAUCACAACCGGACCCCCUCCUCCUCCUCCUCACCUCAGGCUUUAUAAAAUGGGAGGUCUCCACACCAGCAUCACUUCACCCACAGCAUCUGCCUCGUCAGUCUGAUCCACUGAAGCACGCCCAGCCUAACCAUGAGCAGGAACUACAUGUCCAAGUAUGAUGAGCUCCGCAAGGGAGACUUCCUUUGGUCCAACAACAGGGAGUACAAGGCAGUCUUUCAGGAGGAUGGUAACUGGGUGAUCUUUGGCUGGAAACCAAUGUGGUCGUCGGACACAGCCGGCCAGCGCGACGCCUACCGCCUCUGCAUGCAGGACGACUGUAACUUUGUUAUGUACAAGCGCGACGACAAAGCCAUCUGGCACACCGGCACCCACAGGACGGAUGGCUUUAAGAUGUGUCGUUUGCACCUGCACGACGAUGGCAACCUGGUGAUCGAGAAGGACGGUGAAGAGGUGUGGAACUCCUCCCAGUCCAGGGGGAUGAAGUGAAGCUAAGGGCAUUCCUCCAUCUCUGCUGCACAGCCGCCCUGCCUCUAGCUGGGGGUGGUAUGACGAAGGGUUGGUUGGUUGACAAAUUGAAGUUGAAUAAAGAGCAAAAUAAAAAUGCA